CACUGAGUACUAAACUCACGUAUUUGGAAUCUUCUUAUAUAACUCUAGCGUUAGAUUCAUCUUUCUAACACCACAGGAUUUAGUAUCUUUUCGCCGCGAACAAUGAGUUACGUCCACAAGCUUCAUAACCAAGCCUUGGAACACAGAACUCCAYCCCAGCUUCUUCGCCAUCAUGCUCAAGUAUCCCCUGACMAGGAAGCGUUCGUGUUUCGUAACGCUAACAAAAACAGAGUGGCCAUAACCUUCAAAGAGUACGAAAGAAGAUCUGAAGCACUGGCUGCAGCUUUGCUGGAAAUAGGUCUUGUUCGAGGCGAUAGAGUUCUUCUAAUGCUGCCAACCACUGAAGAGUUUGUGUUUACUCAAAUGGCUUUGAAUAUGAUUGGUGCACUGGCGGUUGUUGUCGAACAAGAUGGCUACCCCGCCAUUUUUGAAACCAAGAAUCUAGCAUGUGUUAUAGCAAGUAUAGAUUACAGUGUUUCCAUGAACAUGGAGAAAACGGUGCACGAACUGCAUGCUAUUUUCCAGCAAGGAACGCUCAAGGCUGGAGUCAUUGCUGGUCACUCUGCAGCUUAUCAUGACUUGCUCGCAUACCCGAAGGUGUACGCUUUCAAGAAGCUCGUUGACAUGACACAGAURAAUGAAGAAUGUCGUUCAAGGGUGCAAAGAGCAGAAGCACAAGUCCAGUUUGACGAUCCCACUUUUGUACUCUUCACUUCCGGUAGCACAGGGAUCCCAAAACCAAUCCAGUUUACUAACCAAGCCUUCGUUAAUGGAGCACGAGCGAAUGCAUAUAAUAUGGCCCUAAACAAAGACAACAUCCUGUUCUGUGAUGGUCCAUUUGACUGGAUAUCAGGGAUGGGCUUCGGUAUUGGCGUAGUCCUUUUGCUCGGAUCCACCUUGGUUUCCUUUCCACCUCGUCUCUCAUUCAAAGGAGGCAUGACGACUACUAUUAUGAAGAUUAUGGAAGAAGAAAAAUGCUCUCAUGCCAUCCUGUUGUUGUACUUUCUACAGGACAUGGUAUCAAGCCAGGAGGUCUGUUCCAUAGAUCUUAGUAAGCUCAAGUACUGCUUGACCGGAGGCCAACCCACCUCUGUCUCAUUGAUCAAGAAAAUCUUCUCUUUCUAUCCCCAUUUGAUUAUACGUAAUGCAUAUGGAUCUACUGAGACCAGUCUAGUAGCUUCACAAGAGAUCACCAAAGAUUCUCUAGAUUCUAAGRAUCAUUGCCUGAUGGAAAUCUGUCCUGGAUUCGAAGCAAAGAUCAUSGAUGAAGAGGGUCUUGUUGUACCAUUUAAUACACCAGG
Molecule: messenger RNA, 1301 nt
Organism: Actinia tenebrosa (Australian red waratah sea anemone)
Lineage: Eukaryota; Metazoa; Cnidaria; Anthozoa; Actiniaria; Actiniidae
Product: medium-chain acyl-CoA ligase ACSF2, mitochondrial
Source: RefSeq, a predicted model, not a curated record